Meloidogyne enterolobii is the source of this 576-nucleotide messenger RNA. NCBI's taxonomy places the organism in Eukaryota, Metazoa, Nematoda, Chromadorea, Rhabditida, Meloidogynidae. The record is from the annotation of a GenBank genome assembly.
AUGCAAGCAAUAAAAUGUGUCGUGGUUGGUGAUGGUGCAGUUGGUAAGACGUGUUUAUUGAUCAGCUAUACAACUAAUGCAUUUCCUGGAGAAUACAUACCAACAGUUUUUGAUAAUUAUUCAGCGAAUGUCAUGGUCGAUCAGAGGCCAAUCAACCUUGGGCUUUGGGAUACAGCUGGUCAGGAGGAUUAUGAUCGUUUAAGACCACUUAGCUACCCACAAACUGACUGCUUUAUUCUCUGUUUCAGCCUUGUCAAUCCCGCAUCUUUCGAGAACAUUCGAGCAAAAUGGCAUUCAGAAGUCUCGCACCAUAGUCCUCAUACUCCAAUCAUUUUAGUUGGAACAAAACUUGAUUUACGUGAAGAUCCAAAAACGGUUGAAAAAUUACGAGAGCGUCGACUUACACCAAUUAGCACAGUUCAAGGACAUCAAAUGGCUAAGGACAUUAAAGCUGUCAAAUAUUUGGAGUGUUCUGCCUUGACUCAAGUUGGAUUGAAGCAAGUUUUUGAUGAAGCAAUCCGUGCUGUGCUUUGUCCUCCUCCACCAAAACCUAAGAGAACAUGUGGUGUUCUUUGA